Messenger RNA from Staurois parvus, 69 nucleotides. Lineage: Eukaryota; Metazoa; Chordata; Amphibia; Anura; Ranidae. The record is from the annotation of a GenBank genome assembly.
AUGAGUUUCUCCAUGCUCUGGGGUUUUGGCAUGAACAAUCACGUGCUGACCGAGAUGAUUACGUCAUAA